GUGCAGUGCAUAUAUGGAACAAUCGCCACUGCAUCUCGUCUACACAACCUCGGGCAUCUGGAAAGACAGGUCACAGUCUUGUCUUGGGAUGAUCGCUCGAUGAAAGAAUUCAUCCGUAACAUGAAGUCCCCCUUCGAGCCUGCAUGAUGACCAAGACGCCCUCACACUUCGCUCCGGAUCCUGCGAAAUGGAUCAACACGUCAUCCUCGUCCAAGCCCAAAGUCCCUCUUCAACGACCAUUGAUCGGAUUCAAACAGCAUGGCAUCCCCACCCCGACACCAUCGCGACUGACAGACUCGACCUUGAGUUUGGGAUCUGGCUCGAAAUCUCGUCCAAGAGUCAGCAAUUCUACUCCUAAUGGUCGAUCAAAGACACGGACGGCGGUACGAGGCAGAGACGCCCAACAUGAUCAGUCUAGUCUUGGGAAAUACAUGACGCCGGAUAAAAUAUCGUCCAAACCGUCCGCGAAACAGACGGCCCUAGAUAAGAUUCGGAGAGAAGUGGAGGAGGAGUUGACUGCAUCCCCUACGGUCCAAGGCGCGGAUAGAGCUUUGAAGCUUGCCCCGUUUCCAAUGACAGUGAAAAAGGAUGAUUUUUGGGGAUCGGACGAUGAUCCAAAACCCAACGAACCGGUAGCUGGACCAAGUCGAUCGACCAAAUCACGUACGCCUGAAGUCAUCGACUUGACCUUUGGAUCUCAGGAGACCGACGCCCAUUGCCCACAUAAAGACGACCGACAUCUACGCAAAGUGUCACCCUUGAACGAUAAACCACUCGUUUCGCAUCCUCCUACUCAAGCAGUCAUCGCUCCAAUACCUUCCUCUAACCUUCAUUCCCCUGAGAUUCUCCAGAAUCAGUACUCCAGAACGAAUAGAUUUGGCAGUCCCGCACCAGCCAUCAUGUCAUCUGGCCAAAAGACUCGUUCGUCACUCCUUGACAGAUCACCCCCUAAUCCCAUUACGCCCAUUCCUCCGUCGAUCCUGGCCAUUCACCAACACUUGUGCGGACGAGAUGACUUGAAAGCUCAGAAGAAGGCUCAGGUCAAGGACGACUUGCCGAAAUCACAACGAGCUAAACGAGACGUCGACCUUCGAGUACAGCAACAAGCCAGAACGAAGGUACUGAACGAGAACGCCAAGCCACUGGUCCAUCUCAGCAGCGAUGGCUUGGAGGAAAAGUCAAGCCCCGCGCAUGUGUUGUCGCCUUUGCGUACGAACACUAUGCGGAGCCGUCAUCGCCGCGGAAGUUCCGUGGUUGAGGCGAAACACAAUUCUAGCAGAGCGCUGGCCAAAUUCCGAUCUGCCCGGGUUCAUUCCUCCCGCGGGCCGGGCCAACGGGAUCUACAACAAUCCAUCGCAAGUAAAGAGAGCGAGAACAACCAGGAUGGCUUUUCUGAGUUGGUGGAUUUCCUAGGAGAUCAUCCGCAGCCUGAUAGAGACUGUAACCCCCUCCCGAGUUCCCCUGUCCCCAUAGCCUCCAGGACUCCUCUCAAACAGGACACUGCUCGUCACCAUCAGAUCACGCCGCCCAAAACGCGAUCAUCCUCAAAGCGAAAGCGAAUGGAGGAGCAUACCGAGACUCUGUUUGCGUUUCCUCCACCUCCACAGCCAAAGUUCACAAAGAUAAAGCAUGGCGUGGAAGAUCCUGAAGGCGGCAAGAAAUGGAACGCUGUCGAUAUGGAUCCAGAAACACUUCUUACCUGGAGUCUUGGAGGAUCUGAACGUCAAAGUCUAGCUCAGAAAUCCCUGCGCCGGCGGGCGAGAGCGACCACGGUCCUGGCGGACGACUCAGUCUCUGAGCAUGAAGAGCGCGGGUCGGCUUUGUCUCAAGGAGCAGAUCCAUGCAACUCGGCUCGCAAGCUCUCGAGUGCUGAGGCAUCCCCUAAUGAACGUGUCGGCUUAAGGAGCUCGAUAUCCGAUCUCGCAAGUGUGAGUUGCUCGCCAUUCAAAGGUAAACAUGAGACAUCACUCACACACAUAUAUCAGAUCGGCCCAUCUGAGCCUUCUCAAUCUUUCCCUGUUUUGGUCCAGUCAUCGCUCUCGCCCGAUCAAGAGAGGCCUCCAUAUCUUGGCGAGCGCAUCGAGCUGCAUUCAGACAUUACUCCCAAGACGACAGUGACGUCUACCAGUCGAUGGAAUCACUUGAAGAAGGGGAUCUUGUCCGUCCCUGCUGAGGGAGGAAACACACCAACGUCACGAGGUGAAACUGGAGCCAGCUCAAAGAAAACUCGAGUGAGGCCUGCCAGUGAUGCUUCGCAGUCCAAGCUGGCGGCGUUUGGCUUUUUCAAGGAUGUGAAAACGAAGACGCAUAGUGAGGAUCGAGUCUUUGACAGAACAUGGGACGAGGAGCGAGAUCUUGAAUUCGAAGAAGGAUCUUCUGCGAGCUCGCCUCGUGUACAAGCAACAAAUGAAGCCCUUUCGCUGCGACCGGUGCCUGAAGCACCGCAUCAUCCGAAUCUGCGUGCAGCAGGUAUUCGCGAAUUGGUAAAGCGGCAGUCUACAUCUCGGCAAGAUGUGCCCAGUUCCCCUCUCGACGGACCGUCAAACCUCGAACCCAAAGACCUCAGCUCUAGUCCGCCCUUAUUCCCGUUACUUUCUUCGCGACCUUGUACACCGUCGACUGGACCUGACACGACCAGUGCGACUCCGACCACAUCUAGCAGUCUUGGGGAAGAAGGCGGGCAACUACCUACUUCGAUUGGGAAAUGGUGGGCACAAAUUGGUGACAGAGAGAUUGGGUAAAGUGUCUCUGUGACGCUUAUUAAUUGUAUGUUUGAAUCAUCCUGUAUAUAUACAUGACGGUCACGAUUCCAAGUUGUGUAGCUGUAGCACUCACGAAUGCAAGCUUUAUCUCCAUUUCAUUAUCACGUAGCGGCGGCUAUUUGGUAGAGCGCGCUUAGAACGGCGCACGCGGCCGGAACCAAAAAAGAAUCAGUGAAUUUAAG
Messenger RNA from Kockovaella imperatae, 2944 nucleotides. RefSeq lists its product as hypothetical. NCBI's taxonomy places the organism in Eukaryota, Fungi, Basidiomycota, Tremellomycetes, Tremellales, Cuniculitremaceae. The transcript has a single exon. Bases 144 to 2741 code for a protein of 865 amino acids. The record is from RefSeq and is a predicted model, not a curated record.